Heteronotia binoei (common prickly gecko) is the source of this 1547-nucleotide messenger RNA. RefSeq names its product archaelysin family metallopeptidase 1 (gene AMZ1). The record is from RefSeq and is a predicted model, not a curated record. Gene Ontology annotation, molecular function: metallopeptidase activity. The coding region runs from base 33 to 1547 and encodes 504 amino acids. Gene Ontology annotation, biological process: proteolysis. The transcript is spliced from 6 exons. NCBI's taxonomy places the organism in Eukaryota, Metazoa, Chordata, Lepidosauria, Squamata, Gekkonidae.
AGCCUCCCCAGAAGCCGGCUCUGCGGUCAGCGAUGUUGCAGUGCAGACAUGCCCAGGAGUUCAGCUUUGGGCCACGGGCGUUGAAAGAUGCGCUGAUCUCCACUAAUCCAGCGCUGCAGGAACUGUACGCCAAGGCCUUCACCACUGCCGAGAAGCUCUUCCUGUCGGAAGCGUACAAUCCUCGCCGGACGCUCUUCUGCGGCUUGUUCAUCAGGACGGCCUUCGACUGGCUCCUCAGCCACCCCGACGCACCCGAGGACUUUGAGACUUUCUACUAUUCCCUGCUGCGGAGGAAACCCCGCUUCUACCGCAAGCACAUAUACCUGCAGCCGAUAGACCUGAGUGAAGGUCCCGCCGGGGUCUCCCUGUUGGACUCCCUCCGGAGCUGUGUCGAAUCUUUCUUUCUGGGCCUCCGAGUCAAGUGCCUUCCUUCCGUCCCGGUGUCCUCCAUCCACUGCUGUUACCGCAACAAUGAGGAUUCUGAUAGGGUACAACUCCACACAGAUGGGAUCCUGACCUUUCUGAAGAACAACAAGCCGAUGGAUGCCCUCUGUGUCCUGGGACUCACCCUCGCAGACCUCUACCCCUGUGAGACGUGGAGCUUCACUUUCGGCAAGUUCCUGCCAGGCCAAGAAGUGGGCGUGUGCAGCUUUGCCAGGUUCUCCGGAGACUUCUCCCAGGUGGGCUGCGCCAUGCCGAACCCCUCCCCCCGGACGCAAGAGGGAGACCGUGAAGCCGUAGAGCAGGCUGAGAACCAGACGCUGUUGUUUAACAUGCUGGAGAUGCUUCAGUGCUGCAAGGUCACAUGCCACGAAAUCUGCCACCUGAUCGGCCUGGGCAACUGCCGCUGGCUCCAGUGCAUCAUGCAGGGGGCCCUGAGCUUAGACGAGGUGCUGCUGCGGCCGCUGGAGCCCUGCCCCAUCUGCCUGCGGAAGCUGCAGUACGUGGUGGGCUUCAAACUGAUCGAGCGCUACCGGAAACUCUAUGCCUGGACCCAAACCAUCCUGGCAACCUGGCCCAGCCAAGCAGAGGCAGACCUGUCUGUAACCGAGGACGCUCUUCCCUACAGCGCGGACUCCGGGAUGGGCGGCGAGACCAACUCGGAGGCUGUGACCUCCCUCUCAGAGCCCCUGACUCCUGAUACCUGCAGCCAGGCGGUGUCCACCCUGCAGGAUCUGGACCUCGAUGAGGAGUCGUGCGCUCUGACCGACGCUCCCAGCGAGGAGCAGCUGGGGGGCACCCCCAAGCCCCUGGACAUAAUCAAGGAAUACAUUCUGUGGCUGGAGAUGUGCAUCGCCGCUCUGGAGAAAGACAUCUCCGAGGAGGAACUCUUGCAGGUGGACAGAGCCGUGGACACCCUGGCGCGGUGGGAGAUGUUCACGGGACGGCCACCGUCCGUACGGAGAGACCUGCUUUUGCCCAGCGACAGCCCGGGGCUGAAGAAAGUCCUGGGGGACAAAUUUUCCUCCUUGAGGAGGAAACUAAGUUCCAGGAAAAUGGCUCGAACGGAGUCGUCUCCUCGCCGCUGGAGGUGGGAAGACAGCUAG